AUGUCCGAGUCCACUCAAGAUGAGCUCUCUCACAUUGGAUCCACACACUCUGCAUCUGCACCGGUGGAAUCAUUCAUGAUGGAGUCUGCACAGGUCCAGGCUGCACUUUUGGAGUCCACACAGACUGACUCUUCUCACCUCAAACCCACACAAGAUGAGUUUGCCAAGGGCGAAUCUGUACAGGAGGAGUCUAUGCUUGAGGAGCCUGUGCAGGCUGAGGCAUCCCAGGUUGAAUCAACGCAAGGCGAGAACACAAAUGAGUCUGAGCAGGAGGAAGAGUCAAUGCCAAACGUUCAGUCUGAGACCUGCCACCCUAGAUCUGCGCAGGCUGAGUCCUCUAAGGCAGAGUCUGUGCAACCCGAGUCGUUCCAGGGUGAGUCCGACCAAGUGGUACCGGUUGAAAAAAAAACUGAAGAGGAGAUACAUGACUCAAGUCCAGGUCCUAUUCUUCAAGACCAGGAAGAGGGAACAGAACAAGCUGGAAAGUGAUCCACAUCGCUGCUUCGUGGUCCACUGAUGAGCCUUUUUGUUUGAAUAUCCUACAUUCAUCAUUGCAUGUGUGCCUCAAUCA
Molecule: messenger RNA, 571 nt
Organism: Hippocampus zosterae (dwarf seahorse)
Lineage: Eukaryota; Metazoa; Chordata; Actinopteri; Syngnathiformes; Syngnathidae
Product: probable serine/threonine-protein kinase fhkB
Exons: 2
Coding region: 1-489 (162 amino acids)
Source: RefSeq, a predicted model, not a curated record